AUGUCUAGUAAACCUAAUUCAAAGCGUACCAUAUAUGUAGGUGGACUAGCAGAAGAGGUUGAUGAGAAAGUGUUAAAUGCGGCUUUCGUUCCGUUCGGCGAUUUAGUUGAUGUUCAAAUACCAUUAGAUUAUGAAACUGAAAAGCAUAGAGGUUUUGCGUUUAUUGAAUUUGAAAACGCUGAAGAUGCUGCUGCGGCUAUUGAUAACAUGAAUGAUUCAGAACUCUUUGGUCGUACUAUCAGAGUGAAUAUUGCAGCACCACAGCGUAUCAAGGAAGGGUCCACUCGGCCGGUAUGGUCAGAAGACUCAUGGUUACAAAAACAUGCAGGCGAGACAUUGUCAGUUGCUAAAGAUACUGAUAAAGAAGUUGAAAGUACAGAGGAGAAUACAGAGACUGCUAAAUUACCUGCUAAACCUGCCGAGAAGCGAAACCCACAGGUAUACUUUGAUAUCAGUGCGGGAAAGCAGUCUCUCGGUAGAGUCAUAAUAAUGUUAAGGGCUGACAUAGUACCCAAGACGGCAGAGAAUUUCAGAGCACUGUGCACACAUGAAAAAGGAUUUGGUUACCAGGGCAGUUGUUUUCAUAGGAUAAUACCUGAUUUUAUGUGUCAAGGAGGUGACUUCACGAAUCACAACGGCACGGGCGGCAAGUCGAUAUACGGCCGUAAGUUUGAUGAUGAGAACUUCACACUGCGCCACACCGGCCCGGGCAUACUCAGUAUGGCCAACUCCGGCCCUAACAGUAAUGGCUCGCAGUUCUUUUUAUGUACAGCCAAAACAGAGUGGUUGGACAACAAACACGUUGUGUUCGGUCAUGUGAUAUCGGGCCUGGACGUGCUGAAGAAAAUGGAGAAGUACGGCAGCAAAGGCGGCUCCGUCUCCACCAAAGUUACCAUCAGCAAUUGUGGAGAAUUACAAUAA
Molecule: messenger RNA, 921 nt
Organism: Arctia plantaginis
Lineage: Eukaryota; Metazoa; Arthropoda; Insecta; Lepidoptera; Erebidae
Source: the annotation of a GenBank genome assembly